UCCAUCCCAUCUCCCUCUCCAUCCCAGCUCCCUCUCCAUCCCUGUUCCCUCUCCAUCCCUGUUCCAUCUCCAUCCCAUCUCCCUCUCCAUCCCCACUGUCUCCAUCCCAUCUCCAUCCCCACUCCUCUCCAUCCCUGUUCCAUCUCCAUCCCAUCUCCCUCUCCCUCUCCAUCCCCUCUCCCUCUCCCUCUCCAUCUCCCUCUCCAUCCCUGUUCCCUCUCCAUCCCUGUUCCCUCUCCAUCCCUGUUCCAUCUCCAUCCCAACUCCCUCUCCAUCUCCCUCUCCACCCCAUCUCCAUCCCAACUCCAUCUCCCUCUCCAUCCCCUCUCCAUCCCCUCUCCCUCUCCCUCUCCAUCCCAACUCCAUUUCCCCUCCAUCUCCAGCCCCACUCCCUCUCCAUCCCCAUCCCAUCUCCAUCCCAACUCCAUCUCCCCUCCCUCUCCAGCCCCGUCCCCGCCCCGCUCUGCUCUGCCCGCGCGGGGCGAUGUCGUUCGCGGAGCUGCUGUCGGUGCUGGGCGGGCUGGGCCGUUUCCAGGUGUGUUACGUGGCGGCGCUGGCGGCGCCGCUGAUGAUGCUGGCGAGCCACAACCUGCUGCAGAACUUCAGCGCCGGCGUCCCCGAGCACCACUGCCGGCCCCGGGGCCACCCCCAUGGUGGUGCCACCGACACCAACGGCACCGGCACCGCCGUCCCCCUGCUCGUGGCGCUGCCCCUGGACGGCCACGGGCGGCCCCAGCGCUGCCGGCGCUACCGGGAGCUCCAGUGGCACCUCCUGGGGGGCAACGGGUCCCUCAGCGGCACGGCCACCACCGCGGCCACCGAGCCGUGCCACGACGGGUGGGUCUACCUGGACGGCGCCUUCACCGACACCAUCGUCACCGAGUGGGACCUGGUGUGCGAGUCCAGGAGGCUGAGGCAGCUGGCCCAGUCCAUCUACAUGGGCGGGAUCCUCCUGGGCUCGGGGCUCUUCGGGGUCCUCUCCGACAAGUUGGGGCGGCAGGCGCUGCUGAGCUGGUGUUACCUGCAGAUGGAGGUGGCGGGGGUGGGCACGGCCCUCGCCCCCUCCUUCCCCCUCUACUGCACCCUGCGCUUCCUCACCGGGCUCGCCAUGGCCGGGGUGGCCCUCAACUCCGCCUCACUCUGCAUGGAGUGGAUCCUGACGGAGGCGCCCGUGGUCGGCACCAUCAACAGCUACAGCUACACCCUGGGGCAGUUCGUGCUGGGGGUGGCCUUCGCCCUGCCCCGCUGGAGGCACCUGCAGCUGGCAGUGUCCCUGCCCUUCUUCCUCUUCUUCCUCUACUCCUGGCUGUUCGUGGAGUCGGCUCGCUGGCAGGUGACGUCGGGCAGGGCCGACCUGGCCCUGCGGGGGCUCCGCAAGGUGGCCCGGAUCAACGGCAGGAAGGACGAGGGGGACAAACUCACCGAGGAGGCUCUGCGGGCUCUGGUGCUGCGGGAGCCGCCGGGCUCAGGGGGUUCGGUGGCCGCGCUCGUGCGGACCCCCGGCAUGAGGACGGUGUCGUGCGGGGUGGCUUUCGUCUGGUUCUCCACCAGCUUCGCCUACUACGGGCUGGCCAUGGACCUGCAGGGUUUCGGGGUGGAUGUUUACGUCAGCCAGUUGGUGUUCGGGGCCGUCGACAUCCCGGCCAAAUUCCUGUCCGUGCUCGCCAUCUCCGGGCUCGGGCGCCGCCUGGCACAGGGGGGGGCCCUGGCACUCGCCGGGGGCUGCAUCCUCGCCAACAUCCUCGUGCCCGCCGAGAUGCCGACGCUGCGAAUGGCCCUGGCCGUGGUCGGGAAGGGCUCCUUGGCCGCCUCCUUCAACUGUGCCUACAUCUUCUCCGGGGAGCUCUUCCCCACCGUCAUCAGGCAGACGGGGAUGGGCCUGGGGGGCACCAUGGCCCGCGUGGGGGGGAUGGUGGCCCCCCUGGUGCGCAUGGCGGCCGACGUGACCCCCGCCCUGCCCCUCGUCAUCUACGGCGCCGCCCCCAUCGUGUCGGCCGUGGCCGCCUCCUUCCUGCCCGAGACACGCAACGUCCCCCUGCCCGAGACCGUCCAGGACGUCGAGAGGCG
Myiozetetes cayanensis is the source of this 2067-nucleotide messenger RNA. Its product is annotated as solute carrier family 22 member 6-like. Gene Ontology annotation, biological process: biosynthetic process; transmembrane transport. Gene Ontology annotation, cellular component: membrane. NCBI's taxonomy places the organism in Eukaryota, Metazoa, Chordata, Aves, Passeriformes, Tyrannidae. Gene Ontology annotation, molecular function: oxidoreductase activity; transmembrane transporter activity; iron ion binding. The record is from RefSeq and is a predicted model, not a curated record.